Molecule: messenger RNA, 1659 nt
Organism: Dujonia railenensis
Lineage: Eukaryota; Fungi; Ascomycota; Pichiomycetes; Serinales; Debaryomycetaceae
Source: the annotation of a GenBank genome assembly
AUGGAGUACUUAAAGUUCUCAACAAAGCCGUCAGGCGAGCACAAAGAUAAGCAUCAUAUAAUCAUUGUAGGAGCAGGGAUAAUAGGAGUGUGUACUGCCUAUUAUCUAACAGCACAUCCCAAAUAUGAUCCUAAAAAGUAUCAUAUCACCAUUAUUGAGAGUAAACGUGUAGCCGGAGGAGCCAGUGGGAAGGCUGGUGGAUUAUUGGCGCUUUGGGCGUUCCCUCAGCAGAUCGUGCCCUUGUCAUUUGAUCUCCACCAGACGCUAAGCAAUAAAUACAACGGUGAAAAGGAAUGGGGAUAUAGACGUCUCACCACUGUGUCGUUGGAGGGAGACUUGAGUGGGGUACAAGAUUCCGAAUCUGACUACUCUUCAGAAGAUGAAGAGGAAGACCAAGGGGAGGCGGCAAUCACACAGCAUCGUGCAACAAAAGGUGAUCAUUUAGAUGGUUCUCCUUCAUCCACCUUGACCACACCUUCCGCAUCUAAAUCAUCGAUCUCUUCCACGAACUCAACGUCGUCAUCAUCAGCAUGGUCUGCUGCAUCGUCAUCUUCGAAUACAAACAACAAUAUAGAUCCACACCCCAAGAGCAAGGAACAAUUAAUAGAGGAAUCUUACACGCAUAUCGUAGAUAAUCAGGACAGUGACUCAUCAGCUGAGAAACCCCCCAAGAAAACCGCUAGGAACACCCGUUCCCUGACAAGAAGGAGUAAUUCCAGUGCUUCUCAAAAGAACAAGCUCCCCUCAGAUCUCAAAUGGAUUAAUUCAAGCUUAAUCGACUCCUGUGCAUCACUUGGAGGAACUGAUACCACGGCACAAGUGCUACCAUAUAAAUUUACGAAUUUCAUGUUGAAGAAGGCGGUGGAGUACAGUCAGGGGUCCAUAGAAUUGAUUAUAGGGAAAGUUGAAGAAAUUAAAUAUUCUAUGGAAACAGGACAGGCAACAGGUGUGAUAUAUAAGCCUUCAUCAUCGAAGGCGGCUACUGUUGACACAGUGAACGAGCGGAUCGAACUAGGAGGUGAUCAGAUUGUAUUGUCAGUAGGGCCCUGGACUUCUAAGAUUUUACCUGAUUGCCCUAUUUCUGGAUUAAGAGCACACUCCAUUACAGUGGCUCCAUUCAAAGAUCAACCAGUCUCGCCUUAUGCUAUUUUCACAGAGUUGAAAACUGGACCUACGACGUAUAUUUCACCUGAAAUAUACGCUAGACAUGAUGAAGUUUACGUAUGUGGAGAGGGUGAUUCGGCAGUGGACGUUCCAGAGACUACAGAUGAUGUGGAAGUUGUGAAGUCCAAAUGUGAUGAAUUAUUCAGACAGGUUGGUAAGGUAUCACCAAAUUUGAAGAGGGGCCACAUUUUGAAGAGACAGGCAUGUUAUUUGCCGGUACUUGAUGUACCUUCUUCAUCUGGUCCAUUAAUUGGUGAAACCAAUGUUGAGAAUUUAUUUUUAUGUUCUGGACAUUCAUGUUGGGGGAUCAACAAUGCUCCAGGGACCGGGAAAAUUAUGAGUGAAUUGUUACUUGAUGGAGUUUGUACAUCGGCUGAUAUUUCAGGAUUAGAUCCUUCGUUGUACUUUGACGCAAGUGUCUUAGUAAGCGAUGAUGAGGAUGAUGAAUCCAGUUCAGAAACGGGGGAUACAGACAGCGAGUGGUCCAGGCAUUAG